AUGAGUGACACAUGCUCUGAGGCACUGGAUUUCAAAGCGAACGCCCCACUGAAUAUCAUAAUGGCAAUCCACGUUUUCACCUCCGUGGGAGGAAUUAUUGCUAACGCAUGCUUUGUACGACAUUGGGAACAUAAUCUGUUUUUCCACAGAAAUUCUCGAAUUCUGGUUUGGACAACAGUUGUGCUUAACAUUCUUCACUCACUCUUUCUCGGUGUGCUUGAGGGACUCCAUUUAUUUCAAAACCACUUUUUGGAAGACAGAUGUAGCAUCUUAGUACCCACGAAAUUCUGCUACUCCAUGCGAAUGCCAGCAUUGAUGUGUGUUGCUGCUCAAGCUCUUGUUCACUUAUCCAUAGUGACAGAAAGAGCAGUAGCGCUGAAAUGUACAAAAACGUACGAAUCUCAAAAAUCUUCACUUGGCUAUAUACUCGCCGUCAUGUCGGUUUCUAUUGCAAUUGGACUCACAAUAUAUACUUUCAAAGACUAUCCUAUGACCGGAGAAAUGUCGUAUUGUAAGGUUGCAACAACCCAGACAAUGCCUGAAGUUUUUGUGUACAGCUGUUGUGUCCUGUUUUUGGAGAUAGUGAUCAUCGCAUCGUUUUGCUGUGUUUACCGGCUCAAUCUGAAACAGAGCAAAGUGUACGACAUGCGAUGCAAAUACCAAGCCAAGGAAAACCUCACUGUCCUUCUUUUACUUCUUCCGCUCAUAAUUCUUCAUUCGCUGGCAUUCAGCUUCUUCAUGGCCAAUGUCGCACUUGCACCUUUUAUUGAGAAUGUUUUCGCUCCAUCGCAUUUCAGAGCAUAUCUGGCAGGAGCAUACGUUAUUCCAAUAUACACAUUCUUCUCGCCUUUGCUGCUUUGGUGGAGUAUGGAUCGUCAUCGUUCGUCGCGAAGUCAAGAUCUUAUGCGUAUGUCUUCAAGGAUCGACAACGAGAAUAACAUUUAUUUUUCCAACUAUGCUUGGAUCAAAAAAUGAAUAUGUGCU
Molecule: messenger RNA, 984 nt
Organism: Cylicocyclus nassatus
Lineage: Eukaryota; Metazoa; Nematoda; Chromadorea; Rhabditida; Strongylidae
Source: the annotation of a GenBank genome assembly